Chanos chanos (milkfish) is the source of this 609-nucleotide messenger RNA. Its product is annotated as zinc-binding protein A33-like. The record is from RefSeq and is a predicted model, not a curated record. The coding region runs from base 1 to 609 and encodes 202 amino acids. Gene Ontology annotation, molecular function: protein binding. The transcript has 2 exons. NCBI's taxonomy places the organism in Eukaryota, Metazoa, Chordata, Actinopteri, Gonorynchiformes, Chanidae.
AUGACAGCUAUGGGGCGGCACGCUGGUGCCGUAGGUAGCGCUGUCGCCUCACAGCUAGAAGUUGAUGUGACUCUGGAUCCUGAUACAGCUCAUCCAAACCUCAUCCUGUCUGAUAAUGGAAAAGAAGCGACUCAUGGAAACACAAGACAGAAUCUCCCUGACAACCCAGAGAGGUUUGAUUACUGUCCCUGUGCCCUGGGAAAGGAAGGUUUCUCCUCAGGGAGAUUUUACUAUGAGGUUCAGGUAAGUGGGAAGACCGAGUGGGAUUUAGGAGUGGCCAGAGAGUCCAUUAACAGAAAGGGAAAUAUUGAACUGAGCCCUGAGAGUGGAUACUGGACUGUGUGGCUGAGGAAUGGGAAGAGGUAUGAGGCCAAUGCAAGUCCCUCUGUCCUCCUCUCUCUGAGACAGAAACUCCAGAAGGUGGGGGUGUUUGUGGAUUAUGAGGAGGGUGUGGUCUCCUUUUAUGAUGUGGAGGCCAUGUCUCAUAUCUACUCUUUCACUGGUCAGACUUUCACUGAAACACUCUAUCCAUACUUCUGUCCCUCUCUUAAUUAUAGAGGCAAAAACUCAGCUCCACCGAGUAUCACUCCUAUAAGCCAAAAUGAAUGA